This is a messenger RNA of Nematolebias whitei (Rio pearlfish), 1255 nucleotides long. RefSeq names its product zinc finger protein 2 homolog. Lineage: Eukaryota; Metazoa; Chordata; Actinopteri; Cyprinodontiformes; Rivulidae. The coding region runs from base 230 to 1255 and encodes 341 amino acids. The transcript is spliced from 4 exons. The record is from RefSeq and is a predicted model, not a curated record. Gene Ontology annotation, cellular component: nucleus.
CCUGGACCACAAGGAGGAACCAGAACCAGCUGGCGGUGACGGUCCCCCAAAAGCGGGGGAUCGGAUCCGGAGGAAGAAAACUCUGAGCUGCAAACGCUGCAGGAAGACGUUCAGCACGGCGCCGCAGCUCAAAGCUCACCAGGCCGUCCACGGGGCCAACGCAGGGAAAACCUUCCUCUGCUCCCAGUGUGGCAGAGGCUUUUCUUUGCAGCGAAGCCUCGACAAUCACAUGAUGCUUCACACAGGCGAAAGGCCACACGUCUGUGAUGUUUGUGGGAAAGGGUUCACCCUGAAGCAGUUUCUCAGAACCCACCAGCGUCUCCACAACCAAGUGCGUCCGUUUCAGUGCGAUCAGUGCGGUAAAACAUUUCACCAAGCGCGCGGCCUGAAGCUGCACCUGAGGGUCCACACCGGGGAGCGUAGCUACAUCUGCCUGUACUGCAACAAGGCCUUCAAUUUGGCAGGUAACCUGCGGCGCCACCUGCGCAUACACACCGGGGAGAAGCCGUACAAAUGUGAGACUUGUGGCAAAAGCUUCAACCAGGGGGACACUCUGAAGAGCCACCGGCGGUUACACACCGGCGAGCGGCCCUUCAGCUGCGACACCUGCGGCAAAAGUUUCGUCCAGAAGAGCACCCUGAAGGUGCACAAGAACACCACUCACGCCGAGCACAAGCUGAACUGUGUUACGUGCGGCGCCGUGAUGACUUCCAUCAGCUCUCUACGCAAACACCUCCAGACGCACGCCACGACGAUUCCGUGCGCGUGUACGAGCUGCGGCCUCCAGCUCAGCUCCAUCACGGAGCUGCACAAGCACCAGCGGCGCCACACCGUGGAGCAGCCUCACAGCUGCAGCUUCUGUGAGAAGAGCUUCAAGUCUUACAGUUACCUGAGGAUUCACCUGAGGGCGCACCGCGGCGAGAAGCCGUUCGCCUGUGAGAUCUGCGGUCGCGUGUUCACGCAGCAAAGCAGCCUUAAAUCACAUAAGGUGAUCCACACCGGAGAGAAACCGUUCAGCUGCAGUACCUGCGGAAAAUGUUUCAACAACAUGGGCAACCUGAGCAGACACCAGCGGAUCCACACCGGAGAGAAACCGUUCAGCUGCGACACGUGUGGCCGCCGCUUCAACCAGAGCAACAGCCUGAAGGCCCACCAGCAGAUCCACACCGGAGAAAAACACUACAUGUGUGACAAAUGUGGGAAGAGCUUCUCCUACCUGAGGAACCUGAAGGACCACGUGUGUUUCUACGCCUGA